AUGAUCUCAAAUACUUGGGAAAGAUUCAACGACUUAUCAAACACGGACUUUCGGGAUGUUCGAGAGCUUUUGAUAAAAUAUUACUUCGAGAAAGCAUUUGAUGAGGUGAUCUUUCUUUCUGCGGACAAAAUCGGUCUUGACCGUGCUACCAUCUCCAAACUCGAGUUUUACAUCGACAAGCUAGCGAAAUCUGCGGCGGCUAAAGCACGAAAUAGAACUGUUGCUGUGGUGACUUUCGGCUUACUCGGCAUCUCAAGUCUUUUGCCGAAAUUGGUCAAAACAUACACAGGCGUCGAUUUUCACAUUCUCACUGGAGCACCCUCGCCAGGAAGACCCUUCACUCCCUCAAGAAGCCCCCUUGGAACCGACGAAGAAGCCGUCUUUCAGAUUUUAACCGGCAUUGUCGGCGAGUAUGGCCAAAUCACGUGCAUUUUUGCCAACAAAGGGCCUGAACUUUUAAAAGAAGCUUAUUACAUUCCCCGAGCACUCAAAACUGGGGCCAACAUUUUUGGAACGCUUAUUAUGGGCAGCGGUGGUACAACAGAUGCUCUUAUUCAGUACAUGCAUGGGGAGGAUCCUUCAAAAAUAAACAUCCAAAUCGGCCCCGAAUCAGAAUCAAUCACCCUCGAAGCUCUUCUGCCCGAACUUCUAAACCGAAAUAUCAAGCUGGAGGAAAUAGGCGCUGCCGCAGAAGCGUUUUCGAUGCAUUCAUUAGACGGUGCGAUUCCAGACAACUUGCCGACUGGAGUUACUCUUGAUAAGACUGGCCGACCAGCUUGGCACUCCUUGGCUCGGCAACCUGUGUAA
Molecule: messenger RNA, 807 nt
Organism: Oikopleura dioica
Lineage: Eukaryota; Metazoa; Chordata; Appendicularia; Copelata; Oikopleuridae
Source: the annotation of a GenBank genome assembly